AUGGAGAAUUUUCAGUCAAAUCUGCCUACCAUCUUCUGCGGGCUAAGCGUUUUGUUGUGGAAGCGUAUCUGGAAGGCCCCUGUUCAUAAUAGAGUUAGAAACUUUCUUUGGCGUGCUUCAAAGGAUAUUCUCCCUACAAAAAUAAAUUUGAGCAAGAAGGUUAAAUUGGCCCCGGACUUCCCUUUAUGCCAAAAUCAGGUGGAGACUUCUGACCAUUUAUUCCUUCACUAUAAUGUCAGCAAGCAGGUUUGGUUUCUUUCUCCUCUUGGCUUACGAAUACCUCCCUCUACCGGGAUUGAUUACUGGAUUGACAAGAUGCUGAAUGUUGGGGACUCCUACGGCUCCCAACUUUUUAGUGUCAUUUUGUGGAAAAUGUGGAGCUGGAGGAACCGGGUGGUUUUUAAUAAGGAGGCUUUCAACCCACAACAAGUGGUCAAUGAAGCAAUUGAGUGGAUCCAUGAUUACAACACUUCAAAUCUUGGAAAAGGAGGGCACAGAACGGCAGUGACGGUGGAAGGCUUCGAAGGUGUGAACAAUGAGACAAUGAUGGUACAUGUGGACACGGGUUGUUUUGAAGAUGGAACAAUUGCUAUGGGGUGUGUGAUGAAGGAGGCUAGCAAAGGAGUUUUCCUAUCAGCUACAAGGAAGCAAGCGAUGGAAGUGGAUCCUACUAUGGCGGAAGCUUUGGCGCUUUGUUGGGCUUUAAAAACUGUCGUGGAUCUCAAGAUCACUAAAGCUGUUUUUCACUCGGAUGCGAUGUCAGUGGUGGAUUGUAUUAACCGUAUAUCUUUCGAUGCUGUUCUGGAGCCUAUAAUAGUUGAUUGCUUAGAAUUGCUUGAAUCUUUUUCUGCUGCAGUUUGUUUGUAUAUCAGUAGAACUUGUAACAUGGAUGCCCACAAUCUUGUUGGUAUUGGCCACAAAAUGGGUUCUAGGACUUGGCUAGGCAAACCCUCCUCUGAGGUAUCUAUUGUAUACUUUUCUCCUUGUUAA
Messenger RNA from Vicia villosa (hairy vetch), 990 nucleotides. RefSeq lists its product as uncharacterized. Bases 1 to 990 code for a protein of 329 amino acids. Gene Ontology annotation, molecular function: RNA-DNA hybrid ribonuclease activity; nucleic acid binding. The transcript has a single exon. The record is from RefSeq and is a predicted model, not a curated record. Lineage: Eukaryota; Viridiplantae; Streptophyta; Magnoliopsida; Fabales; Fabaceae.